This is a messenger RNA of Geosmithia morbida, 2634 nucleotides long. RefSeq names its product Protein of unknown function (DUF1212). The transcript has 2 exons. The coding region runs from base 1 to 2634 and encodes 877 amino acids. Gene Ontology annotation, molecular function: transmembrane transporter activity. Lineage: Eukaryota; Fungi; Ascomycota; Sordariomycetes; Hypocreales; Bionectriaceae. The record is from RefSeq and is a predicted model, not a curated record. Gene Ontology annotation, biological process: transmembrane transport.
AUGACAUUAACGAGGUUCUCGAGCCCGCAGACCUCUGAAGUUGCUGAGGUCAUCAUCAGCACUCCCGUCGCCACCAUCACCACUUCCGAUGCAUCCCCCGUAUCAGCUGAGGAGUCGACUCCGACCCAGUCGCGGAGUGGACGGGAUGCAGGGCCUUCCACUUCCAAUUCAGCAGUGAGGAAAGAAAGGUCCAGAGUGCGCUUCAACAGCAAAGCCGACGAGAACAGCAGGCCUCGCUCAGGCCCGUCGCCACGUCGCAGCGAAGAGAUGAGCCCGCCACGCCUCGAGACACACCCCGUCACCCGUCCCCGUCCAUCCGUUCUGCGUACACGUUCAGACAGUCCCGGACGUCCUGGUCCGAGUACUGCCCAACUGAACCGCAAUGAUGGGGAUGAUGAUGACCACCAGAUGGAACCCGAAAAGGCCAUCUCCGCCGCUGCAGCCCAGGAGAGAGCAAGGCACGUAGCCGACCGCGUUCGGAAGGACAAGAACAAGCAGGCCGCUGGCCGCAGGGACUCGGUGGCCUCCGACGACUCCCACGACUCCCACGAUUCCCAUGACUCGCACGAGUCGCUUGUCGGGAGCGAGAAUCAUUACGGGGAAGCUAUCCCGCUACAAGGAUUGGCGCAUGACAACGGCAGUCAGCAGGCCCUCAUCACAUUGUCUAAUAUGGAAGAGCACAACGAUGGCGGAAGCAGCAGCAAAAUGGAGCCAUUCCGAGAGCAAGCGCUAAAGCUGGUGCGCUCCCAUACGCGACAUUUUCGUAGCAGCAGGAAGAAGAACGAUAGCACCGCAACCAGCGGGACCAACAGUCCGGCAGAGCCCAUAUCGGAUGUCACGCUGCCCCAGGCAACCCCUAGCGAGGUCAAUGACGGCUUCUACGACGGUGUCUACAGUGUGCCGCCCCCCAAGCAGUACCGAAGCAGUGUAUUGUCGCAGCUCCUACGCCUAUAUAAGCCUCAUGCGGAGGUUGUGAGCCACCAUGGACGGAACUGGAGCAGUUCGACAAUUGCCACUAAUGCCAACCAUGAUGACGGCGGCGAGGCCGGCCAUGGUGGGUUUAGCGGAAGCAGCUCUGGGGCUGUCACACCGACCCGGAGGAAAUGGUACGAGCAGGACAAAUCACCGCACGACGCUCUGGCCAACCUGGUCGGCGCUUCGGCGCGGCUUGCUAAUCCUAACCUGCCUUCGCCUGAUCCGACCAAGUCAGGCCCAGGACGCCAUUGGGCGCGACCGACUCAUCACCGCCGCCGGCGAUCCAGCAGCAAUCGCACGAUGGCGUUCCUCGGGAGGGACGAAGAGAACCGGAUUGCCACGCACAUUGCCGAGACGCUGGGCCGCCAAGAGUACAUUGUCAAGUUGUGCGAGGCGUUGAUGCUUUACGGCGCGCCCACGCAUCGUCUGGAGGAGUAUCUGAGCAUGACGGCGCGUGCCCUCGAGAUCGACGGCCAAUUUCUCUAUCUCCCCGGCUCCAUGGUCAUUUCGUUUGAUGACCGAGCAACACAUACUGCCGAGGUGCGUAUGGUGCGCUGUGCCCAGGGAAUCGAUCUCGGCAAGCUCAAGGACGUCCACCGCGUCUACAAGGAAGUCAUUCACGACGUCCUUACCGCCGAGGAAGGCACCGAGAACCUCGAUGCUCUGCUGCAGUCGCCCGACAAGUUCAGCCCCUGGCUGCGUGUUCUCAUCUUUGGUCUCACAAGUGCCACGGCUGCUCCCUUUUCCUUCAAGGCCAGGCUCAUCGACCUGCCUCUCUGCUUCUUCCUUGGCUGUCUGGUCGGUUUCCUGCAACUGAUUGUGUCGCCAAAGUCGAAAUUAUACAGCAACGUUUUUGAGGUCAGUUCGGUCGUCGCCGUAAGCUUCCUGGCCCGCAUGUUUGGCAGCAUCUCUGGAGGAAAUCUCUUCUGUUUUUCGGCCCUGGCACAAGGCGGUAUUGUCAUGUUGCUUCCCGGGUAUCUUGUCUUAUGCUCUUCCCUCGAGAUUCAGAGCCAUUCCAUUGUGGCCGGUUCCAUCCGCAUCGUCUACGCAAUUGUCUAUUCGUUACUUCUUGGUUUCGGUAUCACGGUGGGCUCGGCGCUUUACGGUAUACUCGACGACACCGCUUCCUCGGCCACGACGUGCAACCAGACCCUCCCAACUUACGUUCCCUUUGCAUUUGUACCUCCGUUUGUGGUGUGUAUCAGCAUCCUAUACCAGGCCAAGUGGCGCCAAAUGCCCGUCAUGGUUGUGGUCGCCUUUGCCGGAUACAUCGUCAACUACUUCAGCAGCCUCAAAUUUUCAGCUAGCCCGCAGAUUGCCAGCACUCUGGGAGCUCUCACUGUCGGGAUCUUGGCAAAUCUCUACUCGCGACUCCGGCACGGCGUUGCAGCUGCAGCCCUCAUCCCCGCCAUUUUCACCCAGGUGCCUGGUGGCUUGGCCUCAACGGGCGGUCUUCUCAGCGGCAUCACCACGGCGGACAUGCUUACUGGCAACGAAUCAGACAGCAGCUCAGCGAGCCAGGACCAGGUCAACACGGUCAUCUUCAACGUGGCUGCUUCCAUGAUCCAAAUUGCCAUCGGCAUUGCUGUAGGACUCUUCCUCAGUGCCCUCUUGAUUUAUCCUCUCGGAAAGCGACGCAGCGGUCUAUUUAGCUUUUGA